CUUUCACACUCGUAGCUAUGGAAACUCGUGGUUAGCAACAUCCAGCAAUGUUUUCUGACCCCAUCCUCAUACCCAUUCAGAGGUGCUGAGAGUGUGCAGCUGCAGCCGACAAAUGAUACCCAGCAAGAUGGCGAUUGUGCGGCUUUUGGUUUGUUUUGUUCUGUACGCCAGCCUGGGCCACGUUCCUUCAUCGCUUGGGGUGAUCCUCCGAACCACAGACAAGAUUGUUUGGGUAAACGAGUUUGAGCCCAUCGAGCUGACCUGUUUAAUAGAGUCCAUCUCCACAAACAACCCGCGGAUAGAAUGGAAGAAGAUUAAAAGCGGCAUCCCCAGUUACGUGUACUUUCAAAACAAGAUCACAGGGGACCUGGAGCACAGAGCUCAGCUCAGAGAGCCAGCCAACAUUCUGAUCUUCAACGCCUCUCGAUCAGACACCGCAGAGUACCGCUGCGAGGUGGCCGCCAUCGAAGAUCAGAGAGACUUUGAUGAAAUCCUCAUUAGUCUGGCAGUUAGAGUGAAACCCGUCGUGCCACGAUGCAGCAUACCAGAGAGCGUCACGGUUGGAACCUCAACGGAGCUGCGAUGUUUGGAGAACGAGGGCUUCCCUGCUUCCCAGUACCACUGGUUUUACAACAAUGAAGAACUUCCUCGUGAUCCCAAAAGCAGCCCAAGAUUUGUCAACUUCUCCUACAUCAUCAACCCUGACACUGGCAGCCUGAAAUUUCGACGGGUGAAGAAAGAGGAUGCAGCCGAAUACUACUGCCAGGCACGGAAUGAUGCAGGAUAUGCCCAGUGCUCUCCACAAAUGAUGGAAGUCUGUGAUGUUGACAUCCUCGGAAUUUUCUUCAAGUCCUUUGGUGGAGUGACCGUAGCUGUCUGUGUUUUUGCUUUGAUUUAUUCCAUCGGACGUCUACGCUUCCACAACAAAACCAACAACGGGAACAACUACAACUGGUCACCGCGGAACGGUGCUGUCGACUAUGGUGAUGCAGAUGAGGGUCACUUCCGUCACAAGUCGUCAUUCAUCAUUUGACAGCUGACGAGAACCGAGAGCAGAACCCAAACAAGGCAAAAAAAUAAGUAAAUAAACACUGUUACGGUUAACUUGCAACAAGGAUCCUCAAGUAAAUAAGGUUUAUGGUAGAUCAUGGCACAUUUCUCUCUGAUGCACAUUAAAACCAGUUCAACUGACUUGCCAAAGCAUCAACUGAAUUUGUGGCACAAGAUUUUUUUUCCACAGAUUCUGUUUUUUUGGGUUUUUUUUUUCCUAGUCCUUGCUUGUGUUCAAACAUUUGUAUUUAUUUCGUAUUCUACUCUUUGUUUUUUUGUUUUUUGUUUUUGUUUUUUUUCCUGAUGAAAUUGUAUCUUACAGCGGGAGCAUUUCAAAGCUGUGAAAUUUGAUAUUUGGACCUCGGUGUUAUCACGAGUUGCCGUAAGCUGCAUUCCCUCACCUUUUUUUGAACAAAUCCCUUUUUUUAUAACCUUUGAAUUUUUUACUGAGUGCAUUUGUUUUAGAAAAGCAGUUUACAUGAUAUCAAAUACACGUGUCCUGAGUUAUUUGACAUGUUUUGUUUGUAAAUACUGUAGAUAAACAGGCUGCUGGUUGCAGGCUGCAAAAGGCUGUUACAUCAGAUACAUGAGGCACAUUUUUUAAUCAGUCUUUAUUAUAAUCUCAAAUGUUAACUAAUACGUAUGGAUUAAAUGACACAUUUAAAUUCCAUAUGUCAUACUAUGCUGCAGAGUAUGUGUUUGAAAAAAUUGGUGAAGUUUAACUUAUCGGAGUGCCGUUUUGUGUAUAAGUGACCUUUUGUGCUUUACUAGUUUCUUUGUGAGUAUUGGACAUAUUGUCCAGUUCUGAUUCAGUAUAUGUAAAUAAUUACUUACUUUUUUGGGAUCUAUUAUUUUUAUUCAUUGCACUCCAUAACUUGUAAAAUACAGGAGGAUUUUUUUUGCUGUUUAUAAUUUUCACAGUUGUGUAUUUGUUGUGUUGAAUCUGUCAGUAACAACAGUUUGUCCUGUCAGACACGUGUCGAACGUUCUGUGUAACAACCAACAACUCAUAAACUGUUGCAAAUGUCUGCUGUUUAUUUAGGAUUAUUGCUGUAUGCUUUUGUUUUUUGUUACUAUUAAAUACAUUUCAACUUCA
Molecule: messenger RNA, 2146 nt
Organism: Nothobranchius furzeri (turquoise killifish)
Lineage: Eukaryota; Metazoa; Chordata; Actinopteri; Cyprinodontiformes; Nothobranchiidae
Gene: jam3a
Product: junctional adhesion molecule 3a
Biological process (GO): cell-cell adhesion; cell migration
Cellular component (GO): plasma membrane; protein complex involved in cell adhesion; cell-cell contact zone
Molecular function (GO): protein heterodimerization activity; protein homodimerization activity; integrin binding
Source: RefSeq, a predicted model, not a curated record